AUGGAAAAGUCGAAGGAAAGGCCCUUCUCGUACGACCCGAACAUGGCAGCAACCAACGGCACCAACGGUGUCCCUCACGAGAAACCCUCGCUGCCCUCGGUCUAUAUCGUUGCCGCUGCCAGGACGCCGGUGGGCAUGUUUCUUGGUUCCCUAUCCUCACUCACCGCCCCUCAACUCGGUUCCCAUGCUAUCAAAUCCGCCCUUGAAAGAGUACCCGAGAUCAAGCCACAAGAUGUACAGGAAGUAUUCUUUGGAAAUGUCCUCUCUGCAAACCUUGGUCAGAAUCCUGCACGGCAAUGCGCCCUCGGAGCCGGUCUUGACAAUUCGACCGUCUGCACUACGGUCAACAAGGUUUGCGCGUCAAGCGUGAAGGCUAUCGUCCUGGGUGCUCAGACUAUCAUGACCGGCAACGCCGACAUUGUUGUGGCUGGUGGUGCCGAGUCCAUGUCGAAUUGCCCUCACUAUCUUCCCAACAUGCGCACCGGAGCCAAGUUCGGCAAUCAGACUUUGGUUGACGGUGUUCUAAAAGAUGGUCUCUCUGAUGCAUAUGGCAAGCAGGAGCACAUGGGGCUGCAAGGAGAGGAAUGUGCACGGGAUCACGAUUUCAAUCGGGAGCAACAGGACGACUACGCUAUACAGUCGUACCAGCGGGCGCAGGAUGCUCAAAAGCACGGACUUUUUGAUUUCGAGAUUGCGCCAGUCCAGCUUCCUGGCGCACGUGGGAAGCCUGGCGUAACAGUGGACAAGGACGAUGAGCCCAAGAACCUGAACGCGGACAAGCUGCGAUCGAUAAAGCCAGCCUUUAUUCCUGAGACAGGCACAGUGACAGCACCAAACGCCUCACCCUUGAGCGACGGAGGUGCCGCGGUUGUGUUGGUCUCGGAGGCCAAGUUGAAGGAGCUGAACAUCAAGCCACUAGCAAAGAUUCUGGGCUGGGGAGAUGCUGCACACCAACCUAACAAAUUCACGACAGCGCCGGCCCUUGCGAUUCCAAAGGCUUUGAAGCAUGCCGGCAUUAGUCAAGAUCAGGUCGAUUUCUUCGAGAUUAACGAGGCAUUCAGCGUGGUGGCGCUUGCCAAUAUGAAGCUUCUGGGAUUGACCGCGGACAAGGUCAACGUCCACGGAGGUGCUGUGGCUAUUGGGCACCCUCUCGGUGCUUCAGGUGCUCGGAUCGUCGCAACAUUGCUCGGUGUUCUCAGGGCAGAGAAGGGCAAGAUUGGAUGCGUAGGCAUCUGCAAUGGUGGAGGUGGAGCAAGUGCUCUGGUCGUUGAGUCUUUGAUGUAAAGCAAGAACCAUGGAGCCUGGAAUGGGAAUCCACCGGCAGAGGUGAUUGGGCAAAAAGGCGUACCAAAAGGGUCGGGCCAGGCACAUACGCCUAGUGGGUGCUGUUUGCUCAUUCGAGUGCAGUGCAUCCACCAUAUUCAAUCAAAUCGUCGACAUAUGUAAAUAGUUAGUCCGACCACAUUUCGGGACAUUCUUGGUCCGAACAAGGCUGGAAACCUGGAAAUGUCAGAGUAGAAACUGCGGAGAAGUUGGACGUGCAGCCACCUCCGCAUCUGCCCACUGGCCAUUGAUUUGCCGACUGUGACCUCCUCCUGAGUCUUCUUGUCACCU
Molecule: messenger RNA, 1614 nt
Organism: Exophiala viscosa
Lineage: Eukaryota; Fungi; Ascomycota; Eurotiomycetes; Chaetothyriales; Herpotrichiellaceae
Product: acetyl-CoA C-acetyltransferase
Exons: 5
Coding region: 1-1284 (427 amino acids)
Biological process (GO): ergosterol biosynthetic process; fatty acid beta-oxidation
Cellular component (GO): mitochondrion
Molecular function (GO): acetyl-CoA C-acetyltransferase activity
Source: RefSeq, a predicted model, not a curated record